Messenger RNA from Priapulus caudatus, 2927 nucleotides. RefSeq names its product inner nuclear membrane protein Man1-like. Bases 9 to 2216 code for a protein of 735 amino acids. Lineage: Eukaryota; Metazoa; Priapulida; Priapulimorpha; Priapulimorphida; Priapulidae. The transcript has 12 exons. The record is from RefSeq and is a predicted model, not a curated record. Gene Ontology annotation, cellular component: nuclear inner membrane. Gene Ontology annotation, biological process: nuclear envelope organization; negative regulation of BMP signaling pathway. Gene Ontology annotation, molecular function: chromatin DNA binding.
GCGGCAACAUGGCGUCAAACCAGUUAAGUGAUGAAGAGCUCAGAGAGGAACUUUCCACGUUUGGACCAAAAGUGGGUCCCAUCACCGAUUCGACGCGAGACAUUUAUAUGAAAAGGUUGCAUAACCUGCGAGCUGGACAUCUCAAUACAGCGAAAAAGGGUCAGGUAAACGUCCAAAGGCCUUCACGUAAGCUCAUCGGUUUUAGUUCUGAUGAAUCAGACCGGGAGACGGCCACUGGCGCCGUCGAAACAAGAACUAGAAGUAAAAGUCGCAAACUUGGCAAGCCCAUUAGCGCAGCAGCUAGUGUGCCCAGACAGGCUAACCCCAGCACUAGUAACCUUGCCCGUGUAUCAAUAGGUAAAAAGACAUUACAUGACGUGAACAAUAGCACUGGCAGUGGUAAUCGUUACACACGUAGCAGAACCGUGAGCUCAAAAACCAACAGCAGCACACCUUGGCAGAACAAUCACCAGAAUAAUACACCCGCAAAAGACGUUGAAUUUGACUCUUCUGACUCCGAGGGCGAGGGCCGAAAGAGAACGCCCGAACGUUCCAACAAUGCCUCCUUCUCUGUCAACCCUCGGGCUCGGACAACGACCAACCUCAAUCAGACGUUCACACGAAAUUCACUGCCAACCAACCGCCGCGUACAAUCCGAACUGACGCCUUCUCCGCGCAGCAGUACACCAUUAGGGGAAGCUAGUAGUAGCACGUUCUCAAGCAGCGGGCAUAACUCCGUUGAUGCCAGCCCAAAUCUGGGCCUGUACAAGCGACGUCUGGAAAAACUAGAUGCUGAACUGCAGUUGCAGAAAGAGUUCAAGUCAGACAACCCUGUGCAGAGGAGUUACAUGACCUACAUGUCGUGGGUCAUUGUCUUGCUCACAGCUGCAUUCUUCCUCUUGCUCGGCAUGCUAUACCUGAGCGGAGUGAAACAGAGGAUCGUGUUGUUUGGGGACCCUGACACACAGAAGCUCCAAGCCGACAAUCUGCUGUUGUGUGGGAAACUCUCAACUCUUGAGGGGAUUGCCUACGAGAACUGCUACACAGAAGCAGAAGCACAGAAAGCACUGAAAUAUGUUGAUGUACUGUCAAAAAAGCUCUCACAAGAAGCAGGCGAUUACAGAUGUAAAGGUGACUACACCGGUACUGGUAGUCUUACAAAGGAGACGGCGUUGGACUAUUUGCAAGAUGCGUUAGGAGAGAAGUCCUUCCUUGAGACAUCAGAUACACUCGACAUUGCGAUGCACCUGGCAGCCGUUAACCAGCACUGGGGCAUUCGCCUGAAGAACAGACGUGGCGCGCCUACCGACUCUAUGUCCAGCGUUACGUGGCUGGAGUCGGUAUAUCCCACAAUGCCCCUGCUGUGUCGUAUUUGGCGCUCAAUACAGCUGAUCCUCAACAGAGUCUUUCUCCUGCUUCUGGUGUUGUUGACUGUCGCCAUAUCAACAAAGAUAGUGCGUGACCGAUUGCAACAGAAUUCCAGAGUGCAGCAAGAGAUGUAUCAAAUGGUUGAGAAAAUUAUUGAUAUAUUAAAAACACAUUAUGACAAUUGCCAAACAAACAAAGAUUUGAAACCAUACCUAGCUAUACCUCAUGUACGGGACAUGUUGAUCCCACAUAACCAGAGACAAGCAGCAAACAGAGUGUGGCUGAAAGCAGUCUCCUUCCUGUCAGAGAACGAGUCUCGUGUUCGCGUCGAGGUCCAACCGAUCGCCGGAGAAGACUUCACCGUGUGGCGUUGGCUGCCUGCCUGCGGAAACAGUGUGGGCUCGUCAAACAGUAAGGUGUGGCAGGGGUCGGCCUUUGAAAACCAGCAAAAGAUGGUGAAUUACUGCCCGACGCCCUGCUUGAAGAUACGCAAUAUGUUUGACAAGGACAUUGAGCACGGGAGUGACUGGCGUGUCACCGUGCAGGAUGCCAUCUUGGAGAAGUGUGCGGAUAACCACGACAUUGUCCAUAUCGCUGUCGAUACAUCCUCUGUAGAGGGUUGUGUGUACAUGAAAUGCAGCAGCCAUGCUGCAGCGGGAAAGGCCUACCAUGCACUUCACGGCUGGUGGUUUGACGGAAAGCUAGUCACCGUGAAGUACUUGCGACUGGAACGAUACCACGAGCGGUUUCCUGAUGCAAGAUGUGCGGUCACGCCACUUCAGCCAUCCAACGACAAGCGGGCCUCGCUGUCUGUGCCAUUCUAUAAGAGUACACUGGAGAUAACGUGAUAUGCCUUCCUGCUGGCGUCGCGCGAUCGUCAUCAUCGUAUAAUGGUCUUAACAUUGCCGAAAUCUCCACUCCGUGUUUUAGAGUCGGCGUCGAGAUGGCUGCAAAGAUUGCAUUUCAGGAAUCUAACGUGGAAUUGUAAUAGUUUAUCUGUACACCAGCACAGUCUAUGUGCAGAGUUUGGGAGUGCAGUUCUGAACUGCUGUUGUCACCAACCCAAAAUAAGUACAAGAUAACUGUUCCCUGUAUGAUACUCCACAACCAAUUCUUACUGUACAUAGUGCAGUUUUCAUAGACACGUCUGACAGAAGAGUGACCUGCGUUCUAUUCUGAAUGUUAUUACUAAUCAGUAAAGGUUAUACGUAUUAGUUUUGAAACGUGUAGGACGGUGUCUGGAGCUUUGUAUGGACCCUUAAAGCAGGUUAUACUGUCAGUUAUAGUUAGGUUUCAGUUCGUAGCAGAAACACAAAAGAUGGUUUGCGUUGGCAGCAUUUUGUGUUAAGCCAGCACAGGGAGUAAUACGUAGUCGGGCAUGUAUUCACAGACCGGUGCUACUAUAAAGGGUGAGGAAACUGGUUGGACCUCUUGCAUGCAUGAGAUCAGUGUUUAAAGUUGCUUAACCUCGCAGCUAAAUGCAUAUAUAUACCUAGUGUGAGCUCGUCUAUGUUGCAAAAAUUCACUAGAACUCAUUUGUAUUGCUUCUUUCGUAACAU